AAGACAGAACCCAUUUUGCAUCCAAAUAGCGGAAGAAAUUAGGGGUUUUCCACCGAUGCAAAUUGCCAUCAAUGGAGGGAGAUAAGAUGACGAAAACAGAGUGGAAUGGAGAAAUUGGUUCACGGGCAGCACAACAGAGCAAGGAAAAGCUCGAGGAUGAAUAUUCCGCAGCGAGGAAUGGCAGCAGUUUUCCAUUCCAUUCCGAUGGAAUUGGUUCACGUGCUGUUUCAGCAUCUUGCUUAAGUAAUGAGAUGUCCUUCCUGAUCUCUUCUGCUCCCUGCCUAGCAUUUUCAGCCUCCGACACCAACUGCUGGAGUUUUAAGCACAUAUCAUCGUACUCUCCUUGGGGAUCUCCUGCAAGAGCUGCGUCGAGCUGUGCUUUAUAUCUCUCCAAUUCACUUUGCAAAGUUUCAACUGUUAAUUCUGCUUCCGAUGCCUUGUCCUUCAAUUCAGAAUGGUCCCUCUUGACAUUAUCAAGCUCCUCCUUAAGGAAAUCUACUGAGCUUCUCUCUGUUCUUGCAAAAGCUUGAUUGCCUCCGUUGUUUCUUCGAGCUUUUCCUCGAGAAUUUCGCUAGCAUCAAAUUCUUCUUUUAAGGAUUUGAUUUUCAGCUCUACUUGUUCCUUGGUUGUUUGGUGAGAUUGGAAGCGAGCCUGCUUUUCUUCACGAUGCUCAUUUCCUUCUUCUUGCGCCUGAAGAGUGGCCAACUUGACCUCUCCCAGUGUAUCGCGUAAGGUGAUGAUUUCACUGGAAAUUCAAGUUAGCCUGUCUCGGUAAACUUGGGUGAGGUGCUGGGCGUCCGCAGCCUCUUGAAAUGCAGCUAGUUUUGCUUCGAGGACUUGAUCAAAAUCCUGUCGGAGGGUUGUAAGCUCUUGUUUAGCAGAAAUGAGCUCAACAGCGGAGGCCUUGUAUAGUUCUCUUUCGUUGUUGACGUCCUGUUUCCAAGCAUCGAUGCCCAAGGUGUUGUCUGCUGGAUUUGUGUUCCUCGAGCUCCUUGGCUCUUUGCUUUGCAGCUUCUGUUUCCUCGAUAGCCGCUUGCUUGGAUUCACUAAUGAUUUCGAGCUUGUUUGUCAGUUCCUGUAGCGUUCUAUUGGCUUUCUCCAGUUCCCGGAAAGCUUGAGCUUUUGUGGUUUCUGUGCAUUUGAGUCGUGCCCUGAAGUCCUCCAGUUGCUUGAGGGCCAAGUGAAGAACGGAUUCUUUCUCGAGCACUCUCUGCUCCCCACCUAACCAAAAAAAAAAAUCACUAUUCCAUGGAGGUAAAAGUGAUGGUGGCUGGCUGUUCGAUACUACGAUAGAUUCUAUGUUCAAAAAAAAGAAAAAAGGGCUGCUUUAGAAUACUAGGACAUUAUACCUCAUCAGCAGCAGAGGAAUUUUUUGGCUUUCUAGAUAGAAGGGGCUGCUUCUUGUUGUUGUCGUCGUUGUUGGACCUAGGCGAGGUUGCAGCAUCACCGAAUAAGCUAACCGUGGCCUUGACAGAUUGAAAUGGAGCGCUGGUGUCCACCUCUCCCACCUUAGUUCUUGGAGAGCCUUCAUUGCUGGAUCUUGGAGUUCCCACUAUUGGUUUCGGCGAACCCGCCGGAAUUGUAGAAUCCAAGGAACGAGUUCGUAUGUGGAAUCCGAACAUUGUAAGAAUUUCUUUUUCGGAAGGAAAUUUUUUACCCACAACAAAUUAAAUCACCAUAAAAAAUUCAGUCUUGCU
Molecule: messenger RNA, 1697 nt
Organism: Coffea arabica (coffee)
Lineage: Eukaryota; Viridiplantae; Streptophyta; Magnoliopsida; Gentianales; Rubiaceae
Source: RefSeq, a predicted model, not a curated record